This is a messenger RNA of Psilocybe cubensis, 2085 nucleotides long. RefSeq lists its product as uncharacterized. The transcript is spliced from 5 exons. The record is from RefSeq and is a predicted model, not a curated record. Gene Ontology annotation, molecular function: hexosyltransferase activity. NCBI's taxonomy places the organism in Eukaryota, Fungi, Basidiomycota, Agaricomycetes, Agaricales, Agrocybaceae. Gene Ontology annotation, cellular component: membrane. Bases 1 to 2085 code for a protein of 694 amino acids.
AUGGACAACGCCCCUCACUCGGACUCCACUGACUCGGACGACACUGCUCGCCAACCCCACCACCACCACCACCACUUUCUUUUCCCCCCUUCGUCCGCUAGCUCCACCCCCACACAGUCUCGCUCAACAUCGCCCCUCCCCCAGUUCUACCCCCAGCCAACAUCAUGCCCCUCAGAGUCAGACAGCGAGGAGCCCCAUUCUCCCCUUCUCAGGACACACCACUCACGCCCGCCCUGGUGGCGCGAACAGCCAAGGCGCCCCUGGUGGUCCGUCGCCCCCCGUCGCAGAGAGGAGAGGGCAUGGCGUCCAGCCAGGCUCGCUCGUCGCUGGCUCCGUCGUCUUGUAAGGCACCCAUUCUUCCCCAGCCAGCCCAUCACCAUCGUCCUGACCCUCAUCCUCUUCUCCAUCUUUGCCAUAUCUCUCACCCUUCUCCUCAUGUACGUUCUCAAUCCAGACAAGGAGCCCCUCCCAUGGCGUGCCUACUGCUCCGUGCCCUCCCUAGCACCCCCAUUCGACCGCCUUCUGCCUCCCAAUUCACCACACGUCUAUCCUAAUUAUACUAAUGUCCACACCGUGCCCCCAUUCCCCCAUGCCGACCUCGACCAGCUGCCCCCAGCUGGCAUCCUCGUUGGCGUUUUCUCUAUUGCAUCAUCCUUUGAACGCCGCAUGCUCAUGCGCUCUACCUGGGCUACACAUCCCCGCAGUCGCGAUGGCGCUGGCCAAGGCGACGGCGGUCUCAGCACUUCCCGCACUAUCGUUCGCUUCGUCUUGGGCCAGCCAAGCAAAGAUUGGGAACGUAGAAUAAAGCUAGAGAUGGAAAUGUACAACGACUUGAUUAUUCUCCCUAUUACCGAGAACAUGAACAAUGGCAAGAGCUAUACCUUCUUUUCCUGGGCUGCCAUCAACGCAUGGGUACCACCCGUCUAUAAUCCCUCCACUGUACCCCCACCCAGCUUCUCUUACUCAAACUUUACUUCUGAGCCUCCAUCACUCGCAACUCAUGAUCCCUAUCUUGCCUGGCAGGACGUCAACUCGGGCAAGCCAAAACCCUGGGUGCGACCAGACUUUGUCGUCAAAGUAGACGACGACUCUUUUGUCAUGCUCGCAGAGCUCGAAGCCAGGCUGCGUCUCGAGCUACACAACAACACUCGCUCGGAUAAACCCAAUCUACACCGCAGUCAGGAAGGAGCUACCAAUUCGAGCACAUCACUUCCGCUCACGACUGCGCGGUCACAUUCUUCCAAUCAACUCUCGGCAUCGGCUAUCGCUACCAAUGAUCCCUUGGUAUAUUGGGGAUAUCUCGUCACAAAUCGUCUCCAUAUAUUCAUGGCUGGCGAGUUGUACGCGCUAAGUUGGAGUCUCGUUGAUUGGGUCUCGAAAGACCCCAUCGUCAAAACUCUCAUCUGGGGCGCAGAGGAUAAGCAGACCGCGAAAUGGAUGAGGAUGCAUCCCCGUGCGUCCCAAGUCAGAUGGACGAGCGAACGUUGUUGGAUCUAUGACCAUCCACGCUCAGGGACCGUAUAUUCACAUGGCUAUUUAUUCCCGUCUGAAGUUACGCGUGUAAAGCACGCGAUGCUGGCCGCCCAAGAAGAAAAGGAAACGCUAGCGCAAGCGCCUGUACAGGGUAACGGCGGCAGCACGCCGACCGCUACAGUUGCUUCAGUCGGGCUGGGAGGCACACCCGCAGCUUGGGGACUUUCCAGCGUCUCAACAUUUGGCGCGCGUUACACGCCACCGCUCCCCGAUCUAUCAACGACACACAGCGUGGAGGCACUUGUGGAAGGCAGUGCCAUGUCGCUGCUCCGUGAAGGGAGCCCCAUGACACCUGAGUAUGCAUGGACGCACCGGGAGGGCCGCAAAACGCGGUAUGAAGGCAACCGUGUGGGUGGCACAGUCGUGGUGCACUUUAUUAAGAAAAAUAUGUGGUAUUUGGAGACGGCCAUCGCCAUGCUCGAGGGCGCGGAGGAAUCCGAGUCGGAGCGGUACGAGGCAGGUAAAACGACCACGCUGACUGAGGAAACGCGGUCGUACUCGCAUGCCAGCUCAAUACAGCGCUCUGGAAAGCGGCAGUCACGAGUGCAUUGA